AUGGGAAAUAUAAUUGGUCAAGGGGUGUUAAACUGGAUUCUGAUGGGGUAUUAUAGUAAACUGGGCGCAGGGCCCAUUGCAUCAAGCCAUGUCCUUCGUCGUCCCGUCUUGACUUUGUUUCAACUCAACACCGUGGCCCCUCCAUCUUCAUUUAACCUCUUAACCUACGUCUCAAAUUGUGACUCACGGAUUCGCUCAACGAUCCACCUCUUCGCGGCGAAUUUGACUUCACCACUUAUCAUCACUCUUCUUAAGCAUUCGAAUCGCUCAUCUCCAGAAAAUAUCAGUCGUGAUGAAGUGAUGUGUAUUGAAGGUGUUGGACAGAAGAUGGAGAUGUUGAGGUAUAUUGUCCAUCUCAGAAGAUAUUUCUCAGUAGCACAAAUCCACUCUGAAGGCUAG
This is a messenger RNA of Vicia faba (fava bean), 399 nucleotides long. The record is from the annotation of a GenBank genome assembly. Lineage: Eukaryota; Viridiplantae; Streptophyta; Magnoliopsida; Fabales; Fabaceae.